UAACCCUCCUCCCCACUCCUUACUUAAAUCCCAUCACUUGAGUUUGCCUCCCACAUUAUCAGCCCAGCUUCACAAUGAAGGCUGCAACUCUCACAGUACUGCCCUUGACCAUCUUUGCACUGACUGCAAUGCUUUGUGAAGGACGAGUAGAAGGAAAAACAGAGCGUUGUUUGUGCCAAAAGAAAGCACAGGGGAAGGUACGACCUGCACUUGUGGAGACGUUUGAGAUAUUCCCUCCAAGUGCCUCCUGUUCAAAUACUGAGAUCAUAUUAACUCUGAAGCAAGGAAUGAAGAUAUGCCUGGAUCCAAAAGGAAACCAAGGACAGAAAAUCUUAAUUGGACAGAAGCAAAAGAAAAAGGGCAAGGGACUAAGAGGCAAGAAGCAGAAGAAGAACAAGCAGCAAAACUGAAAUUUACAGCUGAUUCCAACAGGAGAUGAUUCCUUAUUAGUCUGUGAUUAAAGUGAAUUCUACACACGUGAUUGCUCAGGCUCUUCCCAUUACUGCUUAAAAGUGAUUAGUCAUUCAAUAUUAUAAUCUCACUGUGCUCUCUGUUAUUUCAAAUGCAUUACUUUCAAGAGAAAAAUCACAGGCCAUGAGGUUUAUAUGUUAACUGCAUAUAAAUGUAGUAAAGGUCAUUAUAAUACAUAUAUCUUCUUGCUCAUAUUUACUCUGACUUACACUGAUUAGUUAUGUUAUUAACACUCUCAGAAAGAAAUCAUGUAUGCUUUUGUGUGUGCAGAUAAAACCUAUCCUGUCCUUUUUCUAUUACGUAAUUAUAAGAAAUUAAACAAUUUCGGAAUUACUUGUAAUCAAAUUACUUGACAGUGUAUUAAUAGAUAACGUACAGUUAGUUACACAAUAUAUAAUGAUAUUAAUAUUACAGUGAUAUUACAACAUUAACAUUUAAUGAUAAAUAUCAGAUUGAUUGACUAUUUGAUGAACUGAUUGAAAGCUGAAACAAAAAAUAAAUAAAUAAAGCCUUAAUGCAGCUGUAAUACAUUAACUUGUGUCCUACAUUUAUUUAUUUAUUUAUUUAUUUUUCAGGUAGAAUAUCAUGUGACACCAAUUUGGCA
Molecule: messenger RNA, 1075 nt
Organism: Pangasianodon hypophthalmus (striped catfish)
Lineage: Eukaryota; Metazoa; Chordata; Actinopteri; Siluriformes; Pangasiidae
Product: C-X-C motif chemokine 11-1-like
Exons: 4
Coding region: 75-410 (111 amino acids)
Biological process (GO): chemokine-mediated signaling pathway; antimicrobial humoral immune response mediated by antimicrobial peptide; neutrophil chemotaxis
Cellular component (GO): extracellular region
Molecular function (GO): chemokine activity; CXCR chemokine receptor binding
Source: RefSeq, a predicted model, not a curated record